Molecule: messenger RNA, 1221 nt
Organism: Chanos chanos (milkfish)
Lineage: Eukaryota; Metazoa; Chordata; Actinopteri; Gonorynchiformes; Chanidae
Gene: lrrc10b
Product: leucine rich repeat containing 10B
Exons: 1
Coding region: 1-1221 (406 amino acids)
Cellular component (GO): cytoplasm
Molecular function (GO): protein binding
Source: RefSeq, a predicted model, not a curated record
AUGGGCAAUUCCUCUCGGAAAGGAGAGACUGAGGAGGAGAAGGAAAAGGGAGAGGAGGGCGGAGAGAAAGAAAAAGUGGUGAAGAAGGAAAAAGAGGAAGAGGAGAUCGAAGAGGAGCUGCCGUUAGGUGUGGACGAGCUGUUGGCCAGCGGCGACCCGGUGUUGGACCUGAGUUACUACAAACUUCGCCGGCUCCCCAAACAAGUCUUGGGUCUCCAUCACCUGGAGAAACUCUACGUGUGUGGGAACCGCAUGCGCUGCCUCCCCGACGGCAUCGCGCAGCUGCAGGGUCUGCGCAUCCUCGCCCUGGACUUUAACAAAAUGGAAGACGUGCCUCUGGCCGUCUGUCAGCUGUCCAACCUCACACGUCUGUACCUGGGCAGUAACCGCCUGAUAAACCUGCCACCGGAGGUCAGGAACCUCAAGAGUUUACGCUGUCUCUGGGUUGAAAGUAACUUUUUCCAGCAUUUCCCAAAGCAGCUCUACGACCUGCCUCACCUACGCUCCCUGCAGUUAGGGGACAACCGGCUGCGCACCUUGCCCUCGGACCUCUGGCGCAUGGAAGCCCUACGAGGCCUGUGGCUCUACGGAAACCGUUUCCAGGAAUUUCCGCGCGUGUUGCUGAAGAUGGAAGGGCUUGAAAUUUUGGAUUUGGAUCGGAACCGGAUCACAGAGUUCCCUAGCUUGGUGCACCUGCCCGCGCUGCGGCUGUUCUCCUACGACCACAACCCCGUGGAGGGCCCUCCUCGGGUGGGGGAGGAGGUGGUGCUGGUGGGGGAAGGAGCGGAGGAGUUCCUGCAGGCCAGGGAGAGAAAGAAGGAGGCGCGACGGAAAGCGGCGGAGGAGGCUGCCGCAGCCGCGGCGGCCGCCGAGGCGCCCGUGAUCCAUGGAAUACUGAAAAACAGUUCCACCCCUGCUAAAAACUCAACCAAUGAGGGAGGGACAGAUGAGUCAGCCCCGCCCCCACAGGGGGAGGAGGUGCCACAGAAUAAAGUUACAGAGGACGGGGUGGAGAAUGGGAGGACUGUUCUGGAGUUUGACGAAGCUGAGCUGGAGUAUGAAGAGGAGGGGUUAGAAUACGAGAGGGAGGAGCUUAUCUGUGAAGGGGAGGGGUAUGAGGGAUACGAGGGGGUGGAGUUAGAGUACGAGAGAGCCGAGAUGGACUAUGAGUAUGAGGGGGAUGAAGUAUAUGAACCUGAACAACAAGGGGGCAGGGCUUGA